CUGCAACACAGAAGAGUCUAUUAUAGGAGAGAAGUUUCCUCCGAUGGCAUUCAGACUAUUGGAGAGGAUAAACAUGAUGUGCUACUAGUGACGCAGAGAACAACAUGGACAGACAAUAACAAAUCAUCACGCUAGGGGUGCAGUCUUGGUUCGUUAUGACAAGUGGCUGUGUGGAAGAUGUCCACCCUUUCCAAGACUGAUAUCACUGAUGUUGGUCAUGGGGACUCUCUGUGCUGUGCCAGUGAAGAGGGCCCUUCAGCAGCGACAGCAGAAGUGAAACAGGAGAAACUCAGUCAGACGGUCUCAUACGGCACCUCACACAAUGAGCUGCUGCUCAUGGAGCCCAGCGACAUCAAGAUGUACCCCACAGAGGACACACCUGCACCAGAGGGUCACCCAGUCAAGAGAAAGAAAGGCCCUGCUCCCAAGAUGUUGGGGAAUGAGGUGUGUAGCGUAUGUGGAGACAAAGCAUCUGGCUUUCAUUACAAUGUGCUGAGCUGUGAAGGCUGUAAAGGUUUCUUCAGACGCAGCGUCAUCAAAGGAGCGCAAUACACCUGCAAAAAUUCGGGCCGCUGUGAGAUGGACAUGUACAUGCGCCGCAAGUGUCAGCAGUGUCGUCUGCGCAAGUGCAGGGAGGCCGGCAUGCUGGAGCAAUGUGUGCUGUCAGAAGAGCAGAUCCGACUAAAAAAGAUGAAAAAACAGGAAGAAGAGACGGCGCGCACCUCUGCAGUGGCAACACCCAGCCCUGCUCCUGAGAUGCCCCCUCUGGCUCCUGAACAGCAGGAGAUGAUCGAAAAACUGGUGGCCAUGCAGAAACAGUGCAACAAACGCUCUUUUCUUGACCGGCCCAAAGUCACACCUUGGCCACAGAGUCAGGACCCACUUAACCGAGAGGUUCGACAGCAGCGGUUUGCUCAUUUCACUGAGCUGGCCAUCAUGUCUGUGCAGGAGAUUGUAGACUUUGCUAAACAGCUGCCUGGCUUCCUGGAGCUAACCCGAGAGGACCAGAUCGCCCUGCUGAAGACCUCAACUAUAGAGAUCAUGCUGCUAGAGACUUCCAGACGUUAUAACCCAGCGAUAGAGAGCAUCACCUUUCUCAAAGACUUCAGUUAUAAUAAGGAAGAUUUUGCCAAAGCAGGGCUGCAGCUUGAGUUUAUCAACCCCAUCUUUGAGUUUUCAAAAGGCAUGAAUGACCUCCACCUGGAUGAGGCGGAGUACGCUUUGCUCAUCGCUAUCAACAUUUUCUCAGCAGACCGACCGAACGUGCAGGAUCACGAGUUAGUGGAAAGACUACAGCAGCCAUAUGUGGAUGCUCUCCACUCUUACAUCCGAAUAAAACGACCCAACGAUCAUCUGAUGUUUCCCCGGAUGCUGAUGAAGCUGGUCAGCCUACGCACACUGAGCAGCGUCCACUCAGAGCAAGUCUUUGCUCUGCGCCUCCAAGACAAGAAACUCCCACCUCUGCUUUCUGAAAUUUGGGAUGUCCACGAGUGAGCCGGGCCCUCCGCCUCCAGGACCGAAUGAGCUAGUGUCAGGGAAGCAUGGGUGGGCAGGGGUCCUCUACAGACAGAACACAGGGUCAGGAUGUCCUUAAGGGCUGAAAUGUCUCCCACUGUCACGAGAAGCCUGCUUUUAUCAUUCUCUUCCUUGACUUCUGUAUUUUGGAUCCAGUGGUCAGUGAGCUGCUUCCUUUGAAUGUGCUGUUGAUAGACUGUAUGGCCAGAAGUAGCUCAGGGACCGUUCAGAACAGAUAAUGGUUAUUUGAUCAUGCUCAUUAGAUUCAGAGACUGACCUGCUAGAGUGAGCAGCCACAAACAGUGUGGUCAUGAUUUUUUUUUUUUUAGUCGUUGUUGUUGUUUAUACCUAAUGUUUCCGGUACCAAAAGCUUUGAGCAAGUUUUGGCAAUGGUUUCUACUUUCUAAUUAACAGAAGAGGUUGUCUUGAAGGUUCUUCAUUGCAGAAAUGUAGUUUAUUUACAGUGUUUUUGUGAUUCCACUCUGGGUGAUUGGUUGAUGGCUGAUGGCCAUUAGAUUUUUUUUGUAACAUGCAUAGAUCACGUAUAGCAAUGAGUAACAGUCUUCUGUUAGUACUGACUCAUUUGCUCCUUUUUAUGACAUGAUGUUUGAAAUGCAUUUAGUCUCUAAUUAUGUUAAAAUGCAAUCUUCUGUUAACACCUAAAGGUUUUUUUUUUUUGUUUUGACAAAAUCAAUCAGUGCUUUACCAGUGCAAGCCAUUCGGAGCCCAUGUUAAACUGAUCCAGCAUAUCACAACGUACACAAGGAAUUCUGUUUUCUGCUGGUUGGAAUAUUCAGAAGAAGAACUGACAAACCAAAUGGCCUGAAAGUACUGCAGAUGUAUUCUGCACACCAACCCAGUGUUUUGGAGUGGUUAUAAGUGCUUAUCAGUGUAGCAUAUGGUUGUCUGGGAUCGGUAAGAGUGACUGGAGCUGUUAACCCGAAUCAGUGUGCCGCUCAACUCACAGCGACUACUGAGAUGCAUAGAUGGAUAGAUAACCUUCAAGUGUGAAGCCUUCUGAAAACUUAAUGCAGACCAUGAUUAUUCUUUUUCCAUUACUUUAUUAUGUGUAGUUACUGCAGUCUCCAACUUAACAUGCUGUAGUUUCUUUUUUCUUUUCUUUUUUGACUCAUCAGUUCUACUUGGAGGGCUGAUGUUGUUUGACAAUCCAUUCUCGAAAACAUAACAUACAUACACAAACUAAAUCUCAGUUUGAUGCCUGUGUCUUGAUCAAUGUGUCAUUUUUGUCCCUGAAUACAAAUCCCAAACGAACAGUACAGAAAUAUAAAUCUUCCAAAAUCAGUGGUUGAAAAUAAUUUGGGCCAUUGUUGUUGUACUUCACUUGAUUUUUAUUUGUAUUUUUUUCUAAUAGCAUUGUUCUAUUUCGUUCUAUAUACACCUAUUCUUCAAUGAGUGUAGUUUUGUCAGCUUUUAUUUACACGUACUAAAUAAUUUAAUUGAAAUCUUUAAUAUUCCUUUUUGUGUGAUUUUUUUUUUUUUUUUUUUUUUUGCAAUUAUCUGGAAGUCUGUUUUAACACAGUUUUGUUGUAACUCACUUGUACAUUAUGAUGAUAUUCAGAUAGUCUGAAUGCACACAGAAUAAAACCACAUUAAGAGAGAUUGGCAAUGUAUGCGAAAGAAACCGUAUUGUAUGAAACUUAACUGCAUCUCAGCAGUAUCUCUGAAAAAAGGGACUAGGCAAAUGAGAGCGCUUCGUACCUUAUGCACCAUAACAAUGCAACUAUCCGGUGUGACCACAUACAAUUCAGGUUUUACUGAUCUUAAAAAACACUUUUAUGAUGGGCAUGGUUUGUUUUGAAUCAAUAAUAGAUUUUAACAUUGCAAAAAUAAGCAUUAUUUCUAUGGUUGACUAAUACAGUUGGUUUGCUGUGUCAUUCUUUGCCCUGACUGCAUAUUGACUUUGUUUGCUAAAUCAGAUGCUGAUUUGUACAUUUUUAUACCACCUUUGUCUCAGCUAGUGUAAUUGCUAAAUGCACACUGGUUUUCUCAAGAUCUUUUUGAUUUCUGAUUAGACUCGUCCAUGCUCAGUCUUUUCCAAUCUUUCACAAGGGCUUGAAAAUGCAAGCGUGUCAAUGCAGUUCUUUUACCUUCAUCUGUUCAGCAGCCAAACUCAAGACAGUUCACAAGCUAAAACUUGGUAUAAAUCCCACUGGAAGACAUACGUUGUUAAACCUGAGUGUUGUUCCUGAUGAUUUGUCAUUGCUUAUCAUCUGUUUGUGUGCAUGUUCUGAGGGCAUAGACAAAUUCUAGUCAUCACUGAAAUGAGCGUUUACUCCCGCUGCUCUAAGCGCUUUUCUCCUAACUGAAAUGCUAAAAUGAUUUUUUAACAGAAUGUUAUUAAAUGAGGCAGAGUGUAAUGCAAAGUUGAUUGUAGUUUAAUAUAUUUGCACCCUUUCAGCUCAGUGGACCUCAUUGCUCUGAUUAACAUUAGUCUUCAACAGAGAGUCAUGGGAGGAUGACAACGCCUUAAGUCCUUGGAUGUAUUCUGCUUUGUAUGUGUAAAUUAAAAGUAGACUAAAUUUAUUGUUCUGUGAGAGUAUAUAUUUAUCUGAUAAAAAUGCUGAAAAACC
Molecule: messenger RNA, 4106 nt
Organism: Cyprinus carpio (common carp)
Lineage: Eukaryota; Metazoa; Chordata; Actinopteri; Cypriniformes; Cyprinidae
Gene: nr1h3
Product: nuclear receptor subfamily 1, group H, member 3
Biological process (GO): negative regulation of transcription by RNA polymerase II; cell differentiation; positive regulation of transcription by RNA polymerase II
Molecular function (GO): nuclear receptor activity; zinc ion binding; RNA polymerase II cis-regulatory region sequence-specific DNA binding
Source: RefSeq, a predicted model, not a curated record